UAGCUAGCUUCAGAAUGGCGCGGCGAACAGCAUCUCUUCUCCCUCAGUGGUCCUCUCGUAUUUUCUCAGUGGAGCUGGAUGGAGCACCUCACUAUUUUGCAAUUAAAGAAAAGCACCGGGGAGAAGAAGUGCCGCGGCUGUUCACAUUAAAGGCACGACACUAUGAGCGGUGUUACUCUCUCCUGGUCUGCAGCAGCGACAGAGUCAGGAGAGCGAAGUUCUACGGGGAGUUGAAGGACAAACUGCUGAGACACUUGUCUCCAGAGAGUGAUUUGUCUCCCAUGUCCUCGUUCCUGCCGGACGUCAAGGAUUCUCUCGUCAGGGGGUAUUUCUUCAAAGGUGAUUCACAGAGUUCCUCCUCGACAGAACGACUUUUGCAAGAGUUAAUACAGCGUGACCCGGUGCUGGUGUGCUCAUACUUGAGAGGUGAAGAUGGUCAACUGUGGACUCAGCGUCUGUGGCCACCUGCAGAGAGCCAGAUGACGGAAAUGUCAAAGGAUUACUAUGUGGUACCCUCAGAGGCGCCAAAAUACCACCCAUCUGUUCUCAACAUCGUCAACUCGGAUGUGUUCUACAGUUUUGAGGAGGCCUAUGAAGUCCUAAAAAAGUGUGGUGACAUCAUCCCAGAGGCCAAGUCUGUGCUGGAGCUGCUGCCCAGCGGAGCGGAGACCAGAAGCAAACCAGACUUCCCUGUUAUUGUCAUAGAAGGCCUGGAUGCCACAGGAAAGACCACUUUGACUGAGUCUCUGAGGGAUACUCUGGAAGCCGUUCUUCUGCAGUCCCCUCCCCAGUGCCUGUCCCCCUGGAGGGCCCGCUUUGAUCAGGAGCCACCCCUCAUCCGCAGGGCCUUCUACGCUCUGGGGAACUACAUCACAGCAGAACAAAUAGGCCAGCAGGGCAUGAAGACACCUGUCAUCGUUGACAGAUUCUGGCACAGCACAGCAGCCUAUGCCAUCGCCACAGCAGUGAGCGGUCCAUUGUCCAACCUGCCGGCUGAAGGUUCGGAGGUGUACCGUUGGCCCAGUGACCUGCUCCAGCCCAAUCUGGUGGUCUUACUCACUCUGGACCCUGAGGAGAGGAAGAGGAGGCUGAGGAACAGAGGUCAAGGAAAGACAGAGGAGGAGCAAGAGCUGGACCACAACCAGCUUUUCAGACUCAGAGUGGAGGAGGCUUACAGGAGGAUCAGUGGCCCAUCUUGCAUCACUGUGGAUGCUAGUCCUUCUGCAGACCAAGUGCUCCAACAAGUGCUGCUUUUAAUUAGGGGCAAAUGCCACUUGUAAACAGUUCUCCAUCUCCCCUGCUGUCGGCCAAGCAUCAAGUGGAUGCAGUACCGACUUUCACCACUGGGUGCCAGUAAGGUGUUGUGAAUAUGAUAGUUGGAGGGAUGGUGGCCAGAUUGGAGUGUGGAGAAUAGAUGCUAUUCAGAAUAAGUAAAGGUUGAAUGGCCAGGGGCCAGAACUCCAUGCUACAAUCAGAAAUACAUAUUCAUGGAGACACACACACACACACACACACACACACACACACACACACACACACACACACAUGUAUGCACGCACAGAUACUGACACACUCACACACAAACAAAAGUAUUGUUCAGAAGAAGUGUGCAUUUAACUGCUGUUGUGACCUCUCAGAAAUCAGACACAGAGUGGCUGCACUUAUUAACAGGCACUUGUACUUGGAGUGACACCGAGGAAAUAGAUUGAAACAUUAAUAUAAGCAUCCAGUCAUAUCCAUUUCUUUAAGUUCACAAACAGGCAAAAUUCAAAAUAUAUAUACUAAACCCAUAAAAUAAAAACAUAAAAAAAAACCAUAUGCUUUCACUUUGCAUUCAGAUAAAACACUUAAUAAUGAUUAAUAUUUUGUUUUAAAAAAAAAAACUGUUUCAGAUUAAAGGAAAAUUACACUAAA
Seriola aureovittata is the source of this 1914-nucleotide messenger RNA. RefSeq names its product cytidine monophosphate (UMP-CMP) kinase 2, mitochondrial (gene cmpk2). Gene Ontology annotation, biological process: dTDP biosynthetic process; dTTP biosynthetic process; dUDP biosynthetic process. Bases 15 to 1280 code for a protein of 421 amino acids. NCBI's taxonomy places the organism in Eukaryota, Metazoa, Chordata, Actinopteri, Carangiformes, Carangidae. The transcript is spliced from 5 exons. Gene Ontology annotation, molecular function: dTMP kinase activity. The record is from RefSeq and is a predicted model, not a curated record. Gene Ontology annotation, cellular component: cytoplasm; mitochondrion.